GACAGAUCCGAGAUUUCCUCGUGUCAGGCUCUGUUGACUCCGACACUGCGCUGGUCCUUGUGAAUGCCAUUUACUUCAAAGGGAUAUGGAGGACAGCGUUUAAGGAGGAACACACCCAGGAAGUGUCCUUCAACGUGACAGAGCAAGAAAGCAGACCUGUGCAAAUGAUGUGUCAGAACAGUACCUUCAAAGUGGCAACGGUGGCUGAAGAGAAAAUUAGGAUCCUGGAGCUUCCAUACGCCAGCGGAGAGCUGAGCAUGUUGGUGCUGUUGCCUGAUGACGUCUCUGGCCUGGAGCAGCUUGAGAGCAAAAUCAGCUUUGAAAAACUUACGGAGUGGACCAGCCCAAAUGUGAUGGAAAAGAAGAGAGUGAAAGUGUACCUCCCGCGCAUGAAGAUUGAGGAAAAAUAUAACCUCACAUCUGUCUUGGUGGCCUUGGGCAUGACCGACCUGUUCAGCCCUUCGGCCAACCUGUCUGGCAUCUCCUCAGCAGAGAGCCUGAAGAUAUCCGAGGCCAUCCAUGAGGCGUACAUGGAAGUCAAUGAAGAGGGCACUGAAACAGCUGGCUCAGAGGUUGUAAUGGGAGACUUCAAAGAUUCUCCUGAAACUGAAGAGUUUAGGGCUGACCACCCUUUCCUUUUCUUGAUCAAACACAUUCCAACCAACAUCAUCCUCUUCUUUGGUAGAUAUUGUUCUCCCUAA
This is a messenger RNA of Eurypyga helias (sunbittern), 701 nucleotides long. RefSeq names its product ovalbumin-related protein X-like. Gene Ontology annotation, biological process: negative regulation of endopeptidase activity. Gene Ontology annotation, molecular function: serine-type endopeptidase inhibitor activity. The record is from RefSeq and is a predicted model, not a curated record. Lineage: Eukaryota; Metazoa; Chordata; Aves; Eurypygiformes; Eurypygidae. The annotation marks the transcript as partial. The transcript has 3 exons.